Molecule: messenger RNA, 633 nt
Organism: Trichomycterus rosablanca
Lineage: Eukaryota; Metazoa; Chordata; Actinopteri; Siluriformes; Trichomycteridae
Product: gamma-aminobutyric acid type B receptor subunit 1-like
Exons: 7
Coding region: 133-633 (166 amino acids)
Source: RefSeq, a predicted model, not a curated record
CUAUGCAACGUCGCUGGAUUUGCACAUCCCAAUAAAUACGGAUUCUAAUCUGUGCAAUAUAAACACCCACUAAACGGAAAUUCUGUUCCCUCGCUGGUGAAGGACACCCGACCUGUCAUCGCUUAUGCAGAAAUGGCGCAGCUGUUGAUUUUUGUAAUCUUCAACAUGUUUCCAAGUCUUAUUGCAUUCAUGCAUAACUCAACUUCUGGAGGUUGUGCUAUCAUUCGUCCUCCCAGAGAUGGAGGGAUUCGGUACAAAGGACUGACUCAGGAGCAAAUUCGCAGUGUGCAGAUCUUACCUGUAGACUAUGAGAUUGAAUACAUCUGCCGGGGGAACAGGGUGAUUGUGGGGCCAAAGGUGCGAAAGUGUCUUCCAAAUGGCAUAUGGACAGACAUGGAGCAGCAGAGCAGAUGCAUGUUUUUGUGUCCUCGUGCUUGGACUUCUUUGGAGAACGGCAGAGUGAACCUGCAGCCCCCUGGUCCUCCAGUAGAAGGCACUGUGCUCCAUUUCAGCUGCCAUUCCGGAUUUCAACUGGAGGGCAAAGACAUCUCUCACUGCACCAAGCAGGGCAAAUGGGACUCGCCCAGACCACUGUGUGUCUAUGAUAGAAAUUAUACAGAUUACCUGAAAUAA